AUGAAGUCACUUGCAUAUCUUGACCUCUCUUCCAACAAACUAAGAGGUUCGAUUCCUGAUGUUUUCAUAAACAUCAGCUCACUUGAAUAUCUAUACCUCUAUUUCAACCAAUUCAGUGGUUUGAUUCCUGAUGCUUUCAGAAACAUGAGAUCAAUCAAAGAGCUAGACAUCUCUUCCAACCAAUUAAGUGGUUUGAUCCCCGAUGCUUUCAUGAACAUGGGCUCACUUGCAUAUUUUGACCUCUCUUCCAACCAAUUAAGUGGUUUGAUCCCCAAUGCUUUCGCAAGCAUGAGCUCACUUGCAAACCUUGACCUCGACCUAUCCUCGAACCAGUUAAGUGGUUUGGUCCCCAAUUCUUUUGCAAACAUGAGCUCACUUGAAAAUCUUGACCUCUCUCAUAACCCACUUAAAGGAGGAAUACCAGCAUCCAUCAGCCAGUUAUGUAGUCUGAGAUCUUUUUGGAUUUCAAGUUGCAAUCUGACUGAAUUUUCUGAGUUUGUUCAAAGACAGUCCACAUGUCCUCAGAAUUCAUUAGACAGUUUGGAUCUUUCCGAUAACAAUCUUGUUGGGUCUUUUCCUAAUCUUACAAACUUUUCAUCAUUGGAGGUGUUACAACUCUCUAAAAAUAAGUUUAGCGGAAUGGUUCCAGAUAGUGUUGGGCAACUCUCCCGUUUGUAUGAGUUAGAUCUUUCUGGAAAUCAAUUAAGCGGAAGAAUUCCAGAAAGUAUUGGGCAAAUAUCAUCGUUGGAUAGAUUGGAUCUCUCCAGGAAUCGGCUAAGCAGAAGAAUACCUCAGAGUAGGACAAUUGUCUAG
Messenger RNA from Fragaria vesca subsp. vesca, 813 nucleotides. RefSeq names its product probable leucine-rich repeat receptor-like protein kinase At1g35710-like. The transcript has a single exon. NCBI's taxonomy places the organism in Eukaryota, Viridiplantae, Streptophyta, Magnoliopsida, Rosales, Rosaceae. Gene Ontology annotation, molecular function: protein binding. Bases 1 to 813 code for a protein of 270 amino acids. The record is from RefSeq and is a predicted model, not a curated record.